Molecule: messenger RNA, 1304 nt
Organism: Lolium rigidum
Lineage: Eukaryota; Viridiplantae; Streptophyta; Magnoliopsida; Poales; Poaceae
Product: chitinase-like protein 1
Exons: 3
Coding region: 77-1084 (335 amino acids)
Biological process (GO): chitin catabolic process; carbohydrate metabolic process; cell wall macromolecule catabolic process
Molecular function (GO): chitinase activity
Source: RefSeq, a predicted model, not a curated record
UGCUAGACCGUGCGCACGUAUCCAUGUGAACACCGAAUUCACUCUCUAUGACCUACCGUGUACAAGUGUUAUUGCAAUGUAUUUGUUCAAUCUGAUGUCCGGAAGGGGACGGCUACCAACCAGCUUCCCCUUCCUCAUCUCCCCCGCAAAUCAGGCGGCGACGGCAAUGAGGAUGCCUCCGGCGGCGUCGUUUCUUCUGCUUCUGACGCUGCUGGCGGCGGCGGCUGACGCGAGGAGGCAGAAGGACGGCGAGAAUGCGUGCGACAAGGGGUGGGAGUGCAGCGGCAGCAGCUUCUGCUGCAACGAGACCAUCACCGACUACUUCAAGGCCUACCAGUUCGAGGAGCUCUUCCCCAAGCGCAACGACUCCCUCGCCCACGCCGCCGGCUUCUGGAGCUACCGGGCCUUCAUCACCGCCGCCGCCCUCUUCGAGCCUCGCGGGUUCGGCACCACCGGCGGCAAGGAGAUGGGCAUGAAGGAGGUCGCCGCCUUCCUCGGCCAUGUCGGAGCCAAGACCUCGUGUGGACAUAGUGGCGCCACCAAUGGUUCAUUGGCUUGGGGUCUUUGCUACAAACGUGAAUUGAGCCCAAGCCAGAGCUAUUGUGACGACAGCAACGAAUUGUACCGUUGUGCUGAAGGAGUCGAGUACUAUGGUCGUGGCGCCCUUCCUGUUUACUGGAACUACAACUACGGUAUCGUGGGUAAGGGCAUAAAGCAGGAUCUGUUGAACCACCCAGAGUUAUUGGAACAAAAUGCGACCCUAGCAUUUGAAGCGGCAAUCUGGAGGUGGAUGACUCCAAUGAAGAGAAGGCAGCCAUCAGCGCAUGAUGUCUUUGUUGGCAACUGGAAACCAACCAAGAAAGACACCUUGUCCAAGAGGUAUCCUGGCUUUGGUGCUACCAUGAACAUCUUGUAUGGCGAUCUCAUAUGUGGUAAAGGGACCAUUGACCGUAUGAAUGUCAUUGUAUCCCACUACCAACAUUAUCUUAAUUUGAUGGGAAUUGGGGAUCAGCACUCCGGAGAUAACUUGGAUUGUGCCGACCAAGUGCCAUUCAAUCCCUCAUCAAAAAAUCCAGACUCAUGAGCAAGUUGCAUGUCAGAUCUAUGUAUAUUUCCUUGAAGGCACUUCCAUCUUGCUUCCCAAACUAUAGUAAUCUUGUAUGCGAAUCUAUAAGGUAUAUUAUUUAGUAGCUCUGAGGACUACUAUUGCGUCUCGGAAGUUUGUGAUCUACCUAUGUAAUCUCGUAAUCUUCUCCCACUAUGUGAUUUUCCCCUGCAUAUUACAGAGAAAAAUUACGUUCUAA